CCGGGCAUACACAGGGGUGCGGAGGGAUGGCGCAUGCGCAGUGUGAUGCGCCGCGCCGCUCGCCUCAUGGCCGCCGCCGGUACCGGAGCCGGUAUCGGACCCGGGUCCGCUCCGCGCAUCGGGACCCACGACGGCAGCUUCCACUGCGAUGAGGCCCUGGCGUGUGCGCUGCUGCGGCUGCUGCCGCGCUUCCGGGACGCUGAGGUUGUUCGCACCCGGGACCCACAGCGCCUAGCCCAGUGCGAGGUCGUGGUGGACGUGGGGGGGGAGUACGACCCCGAGCGGCACCGCUACGACCACCACCAGAGAUCCUUCACACAUUCCAUGCGGAGCCUGCGGCCGGACAAGCCCUGGAGCACCAAGCUCAGCAGCGCUGGGCUCAUUUACUGCCACUUCGGCUCCCAGAUCCUGGCGGAGCUGCUGGGGCAGCCGGAGGAUGGCCCUGUGGUGGCUGCGCUCUAUGACCAGCUGUACGAGAGCUUCGUGGAGGAGAUCGACGCCAUCGACAACGGCAUCGCGCAGGCAGAGGGGGAGCCCCGCUAUGCCAUAACCAGCACCCUCAGCGCCCGCGUCGGGCGCCUCAAUCCACGCUGGAAUGACCCCAACCAGGACACCGAGGCUGGGUUCCAGCGGGCUAUGGAGCUGGUGCGCAGUGAGUUCCUGGAGCGGCUGGAGCAUUGCCACCGGAGCUGGCUGCCGGCGAGGGCACUGGUGCAGGAGAGCAUCCAGCGGCGCUUUGAGGUGCACAGCAGUGGGCAGGUGCUGGAGCUGGCUCAGGGCUGGUGCCCAUGGCAGGACCACAUCUUCCGGCUGGAGCAGGAGCUGGCGCUGCCUCGGGCGCUGCUGCUGGUGCUGUACCGGGACCAGGCCGGGCAGUGGCGGGUGCAGAGUGUGCCCACGGGGCCACACUCCUUCCAGAGCCGGCUGCCCCUGCCUGAGCCCUGGUGCGGGCUCCGGGAUCAGGCCUUAUCCCAGCUCUCCGGCAUUCCCGGCUGUGUAUUCGUGCACGCUACCGGCUUCAUCGGUGGCAACUGCACCCGGGAGGGGGCCCUGGAGAUGGCCCGAAGGACACUGGAGCAGUGUGGGGCGGAGGAGACCCCCCCGGGCACCGGCACUGCCAAAGGGACCCUUUGAUCCAGGGAUCAAUGCAUGGAAUGGGAUCGUUGUUAUGGUGCUGGGGGGGUCACUGCCCCUUAUCCCGGUGUGGGAUGGUGUGAGCCCCAAACAAGAGACUUUGGACCUGAA
Messenger RNA from Melopsittacus undulatus (budgerigar), 1245 nucleotides. It is a transcript of the gene MYG1, whose product is annotated as MYG1 exonuclease. The coding region runs from base 34 to 1134 and encodes 366 amino acids. NCBI's taxonomy places the organism in Eukaryota, Metazoa, Chordata, Aves, Psittaciformes, Psittaculidae. The record is from RefSeq and is a predicted model, not a curated record. Gene Ontology annotation, cellular component: cytoplasm; nucleus. The transcript is spliced from 7 exons.